Sphenostylis stenocarpa is the source of this 282-nucleotide messenger RNA. NCBI's taxonomy places the organism in Eukaryota, Viridiplantae, Streptophyta, Magnoliopsida, Fabales, Fabaceae. The record is from the annotation of a GenBank genome assembly.
GUUGGGACCAGCACCGCAUCGCCCAAGCACCCGCACGACGUUACAGUCACAUUUGGAGUGGCAAACCUAAAGAGGGUUUUUAGGGCUUAUAAUGAGUCUUGUCUGCACCAGCCUAGGUGCGGUUGCUGCACACCCAAAUUCCCAUUUCCUUCACCCAUUAUGCUUUGGAUGAAAAGGACUCAAGACAAUAAGAAUGAAAAGGAAAAACAAAGAGGACUUAUAUUGCUUGGGAUGAUAACGACAUUUCCUCUACUGAAGAAUCACAAGAAGAUGAAGAAGUAA